AAAUAUAAAUAUUUGCAUGUGCUUACACAUUAAGAAAAUUCUUCUAUAUGUUUUCAUCGGCCAGUGCAUUCAUUAUACAGUACGCCGCAGAUAAAGCGAAUACGUAUCUUUUUUGGCGAUUUUGGAAAAACUAGCGUUGGAGCAAAUAAUAUUUUUUGGGAAUAAUAAAGGUUAAAUUCUGCCCUACAAAGUUAUCGUAGCCUUUUUUCCCUAAGUCGUAAAGUUCUUUUACGUCCCUACAUUUAAUACAAUUAUGCAUAAAAAGAAUUGUGAUAAGAUGUUCUAGGCCCUUUCAUCCGAUUGAUCGUGGCAAAUAAUGCUUAAAACCGCGAUUACACGAUUACCCUUGGGACGAGGCGACUGGACAAGGAGCGACGACAAGGCUUCAGGGAAGCAGCGGAUUUUGUGAAGACGAAGAGUGUGAGAGAGUUCGCGGAACACUUGUAACUCCGGCUGCGCCCGGAGAAUUCGCGGAAAUCUGUAGCGAGAGUGUGCGGGUACGUGUGCCGAGCAACGUAGGGGAGAGCGUAAGCGGGGAAUUGAGCCGUUUGAGGAAGGGGCCGUAUCGACGGCCACUGGCCGAUUCCAGGCUAGUCGGGGCGCGAGUUCAGCGCGGUCGUGGAUACUAGCCGAGUCGCGCGCGCUGAUUGGCCGGGCCGGAGCGGAGAGAGCGCGCAUCGCCGAAGCGGUCGGUGCGGCGCGGCACUUCUUGUUUGACUGUUGCCCAAGAUACACAUCAAGUGAAUAUGUUGAACCUACGUCAUCGGAUGAAGGUGAGGAGGAGGAGAAAGAAAGAGAGGCAAGUGAGACGGAAGAGGAGGAUGCAGCGCAAGCGCUGAAUGCUGUAGCCGAUGUACAGUUUGUACCGGCUGAAAUGGUGGGGGUGAGCGCUGCCGAUGCACACGGAGAGGAGUUGCGGGCGGAGGAGAGCGAAGCCGUAAGGAGAGAAGCAGCAGCAGCGGUGGCUGCGGCGCCUGCAGCGGUGCGUCUUCAGGUGAAUGAGGCGAUGGAGGAGGAGGAGGAGGAGGAAGAUGAAGCAGUAGAGAGAGCGCAGAAUGAGUACGAUGCUAGAGCGGAAGAGGCUGAAGAUGUACCUGCCAAUACGGAUUCUCAGCGCAUGGUUAAUGUUGACCACCUUCUUGCCACAUGUACAGAGCCAACAGCUGCUGCUAAUAAUAUUCUACAGCGCUUGAUAGAACGAGCAGCUGAUGAAAGCGAGAAUAUUAUUGAGUAUGUGGAGCAUCCGUGUGUCAAAAGACGGCAACAAAUCCUCGACUUUUUGGCCCGACCAGUAGAACCCGAAGAAAUGCGGUACACAAGAAGAAGCGCUGGAGGAUUGGUCACCGAGCAUUUUUUUAACCAGGGAAAUCCAAGAGAUCGUCAAAUUAAUGAACAACAUAAUCACUCUGACGAUUCAUCUUGUUCUUCUUCUACAACCAUUUUCCCCUUAUCUACAUCAUCUUCGAACACCAAUACUUCUGUAGAAUCGCAGGAUUACGAGACCGAUGAAAGUGAUUUUUCUAUUCAAGUUGGUAGAGGACAAAGAAGAAGAAUUGAAAAUUCAAGCAGCAAUAAUGAUGAUUUGUCUGACUACGAACAAGAGGAUAAUCAGCCCAGUGAGGAGAAUGAGGAGGCGGAGGAGGAGAUCAGCGAGGAGGAUGAGGAGAGAAGCGAAACAGACGAUAAUAUGAAUUAUCAAGGAGUCGAUGAGGAAAGAGAGGAUGAGGAUAUCCAGCCUCCUGGUAAUCGUUUUGAUAUUUUCCAACAAAAUUCGCAUUAUAUAUCUAAGUAUAAAAUAGAAGGUAGACGUAUUGUGCUAAAAAUAAGAUCUCCACCGAAGGAUGGAUCUAUAAAUCCGAUAGUUUGGUUGGAGUUAGUUAUUCGCGAUAUUUAUUCUUAUAUAAUUUCAUUAUGUAAUGAAAACGACAUGAUUGGCGUCUCCGUUAUAAGUUUAAAUUUUGCACGAGGCCCCGGUGGGUUAUCUUUACGAUUAGUAAAUAAUUUUUUUUUACAAUGAUUUAUGGAAUUUAAUAAGCGGAUUAGCUCAGAGUAAUGAGGAUUUUUAAAUAGAUGAGAGCUUUAUUCUAACAUUAACACUUUUUAAUAUACCUAAUGGUGGCCGAGGUGGAAGUAGAAAGAGGAUGAGUGUUGAUAGCUUAGCUCAGAGAUCGGUUGUAUCUAUAAGAAAUAACGUUAAUUUAUGCUUGCCAAGAGCUUUAAUUGUUGGGGAGGCUUUUAUGAUGUAUACAAAAUUUUUUUCAAACGAAGCCAUUGAUACUUGGAAUACUGUCAGAGAUAGCAGACGUGGUAUACAAAAAGAGCGCGCAAAUCUCCUUACUAUUAAUGCAAACGUCGUAAUUCCUGCAAAUGGGUGCUGUAUACGAGAAAUAGAGGCGUAUCAGCGAUAUUAUGUUGCAAAAAAUAUCGCUAUUGUAAUAUACGAUAGUUUAUCUUUUGGAAGUGGAGAACCGCCCUUUUACGAUGGAAGACCUCUGUUAAAUUCAAAUUCUUUUGACGUUAUAAAUCUUUUGUACGACGCGCGAAGGCGUCAUUUCGAUGCAAUAUUAAAUUUAACCGGUGCUGCACGCAAUCGUUUUUUCUGCGAACAUUGUAAUAAAAGCUAUAGAUACGUAGAUGAGCAUAGAUGCACAGCCAAAUGUGACAGGUGUUUUUGUGCGCCAAGAUGUAAUUCUAAUAUAGAUAUUAUAAAGUGUGUAGAAUGUAACCGAGAAUUUUACGGACAAAUAUGUUUCGACCGUCACAAAAUAGAUGGGUCAUACAAAAAAAAAAAA
Nasonia vitripennis (jewel wasp) is the source of this 2792-nucleotide messenger RNA. RefSeq lists its product as uncharacterized. The record is from RefSeq and is a predicted model, not a curated record. Bases 875 to 2017 code for a protein of 380 amino acids. Lineage: Eukaryota; Metazoa; Arthropoda; Insecta; Hymenoptera; Pteromalidae. The transcript is spliced from 2 exons.